UAAUAUCACAACACCGAAUUAAUAUUUAUUUUUAUAAUAUUUUCAAACAUUUUAAACUCAAUGUGUGAAGUAUUUAGUGGCAAUCACUCUUAUAUUCAUUGUAAUGGAUUCGUAAAUGGUAUUCAAAUUUUCCUGUAAAUUUUUAAUAAUUUUAAUUUUCACAAAUAAGUCAAAAUGUUUUGACUACACCGAUGAUGAAUCCAAGUUAGAAGAAUCCGUUUUAAAUGGUUACUUAUCAGAGUGUAGACUAAGUGCACAGGAUUCUACAUUCCCCUGCCUGAGGCAGAAACUUAUUAACCAUAAUGUCGAAUACUCUGGAGAAUAUUCAUGUAAUUUAUACACAACAUACUACCUUUGGCUUAUUUCCUUGACGAAUCUAUCACCUAACACUGUAAUAUAUAAUGAAGUACCCUUAGAGGCUUAUCAGUCACAUUUGUACAGGAAUAAUUACAUUAAAGAACCCAAAUUCGCUCCUUUGUACUAUAAAAUUAAGUUUAAUGACUUUUAUACUCAUUUGAGAAAGUAUAUCCACGAAGAUGUAAACGGUACACACUCAAAUUUAUAUACUCGUUUGAAUAAAAUAUUCAAUACUCCGACGAUAGUUUUAGAAGCCAAAUCGUCAUACACUUCAGUUUAUGAUGAGAGUAUCGAUUUAAAACUAAUAGGAGAUAAUAUAAACUAUGUUGACUCAUACACUAAAUCUUUCCUGUUGUUUGUUGAUUAUUAUCUCUUCAUGCCCUUGAAAAGAAGCGCAUAUAGGAUAAAAUUUCUAAACUCUUGUCCAAAUCUUUACAAAUUAAGGUUGUUCUUACACUCGAAGUCAUAUUUUAGAGGAUUUAAAAGGCAUAAAAAACUUAUUUUGGACAAACCAAGGUUAAUAAAAUAUGUAUAUCUAGUCAAGUAUUUUAAUAUAUACAAUAGGGAUACGAAUGAUAUGAUUCAAUCAAGUGACAGUGAGAUGACACCAUUUAUUCCUUUACCAGUUCAUAGUAAUGGUGACAGGAUGGGAGAUUUGCCAUUAUUUGCAACAUCUGUAGACCAAAGAUUUUACAUACUAAUAGAAAAUAUCAUCAGAAAACUACCUGAAGUCAAUAGGAAAAUAGUACACAUAUUUGAACUUUUGGAAAAGUUCGUGGAGAAGUUGUAUAAAGUGUCAGAUUUAAGAACAAUACCCACAUUGGAUAGCUUCUAUAUACUUGAAGUAACACCAAAAUCGACAGGAAUCACGUUGUAUAACAUGUUCACACCAAAAGAAAGGAAGUUAAUACUGGAUUAUAAAGAUAGCAUAUUAGUAUCAUCGCAUGUUUCCAAAUUAGAUUUUGACCAUUUCAUACUACAAAUCGUUAAAAAAUUCAUAAUAACAACACCAAUUGUUGUGAUAUUUACAAUUGUGAUUUUUAAAUAUAUCAACACAUUUGGAAAAUAAACACAUCCGAACUUUUUAAAAUAAUAUAAUAAUGGUGUAAGCUAUUUAUUUCAGCAUAUAACUGAGUAAUGUGUUUAAAUAUCCAAUAAUGGUAUGGAUGUUAA
Theileria parva strain Muguga is the source of this 1530-nucleotide messenger RNA. Its product is annotated as putative integral membrane protein. The coding region runs from base 116 to 1426 and encodes 436 amino acids. The record is from RefSeq and is a predicted model, not a curated record. The transcript has a single exon. Lineage: Eukaryota; Apicomplexa; Aconoidasida; Piroplasmida; Theileriidae.